Austrofundulus limnaeus is the source of this 4380-nucleotide messenger RNA. RefSeq names its product crumbs cell polarity complex component 1 (gene crb1). The record is from RefSeq and is a predicted model, not a curated record. Gene Ontology annotation, biological process: heterophilic cell-cell adhesion; establishment or maintenance of epithelial cell apical/basal polarity. NCBI's taxonomy places the organism in Eukaryota, Metazoa, Chordata, Actinopteri, Cyprinodontiformes, Rivulidae. Gene Ontology annotation, molecular function: calcium ion binding. Gene Ontology annotation, cellular component: plasma membrane; protein-containing complex.
GUGUGUGUGUGUGUGUGUGUGUGUGUGUGUGUGUGUGUGUGUGUGUGUGUGUGUGUGUUUUCACCCCCUUGAACGCCACGCUCCAGUCUGUAAUUGUCUCAUGCGUGAUGGAGGCUCUGGAUGGCACUCCAGCAUGAACAGAGGACAAAUGAGCAUCAAGUGUGUCUGGAGUUGACAACAGCUGAGUUGCUGCAGGCAGGAGCAGAGAAAUCCAAGAGAAGAGGAGAUCUGCUGAUGAUUAGACUGGAAUACAACGAACAGGAUGAUUUCCCAUCAUGAAAAUGUCUUUUAUCCACUUUGUGCACACUUUUGAUACUCUUGCCUGCAUGCUUUUUAUCUCUUCACUUUUUGCGAUUGAUGGUGCAUCCCUUAACAAGCUGCCUCCAACUGUGGACCACUGCCUCCCAAACCCGUGCCAAAACCAAGCUAUAUGCAGAAACCGUGGGGACGGCUACUCCUGCUUCUGCGUGCCAGGUUUCCAAGGUGCUCGCUGCCAGAUAGAUGUGAACGAGUGCGUUUCACAGCCCUGCAGGAACGGGGCCACCUGCAUAGACAGAGUGGGACGAUUCUUCUGUCUGUGUUCUGCAGGAUUCACAGGAGCCACUUGUGAGUUCCAGAUUGACGGUUGUCAAUCACAGCCAUGUCAAAAUGGCGGCCGUUGCCAUAACUACACCAGAGGCUUYGACUGCACCUGCCUCCCUGGUUUCCAAGGCCAACGAUGCGAAAUCGACACUGAUGAGUGCCGGGAGCAGCCGUGCCAAAACGGGGCUCUGUGCAUCGACGGAGUGAACRGAUACAGCUGUGACUGCUCAUACACAGCAUUCACUGGUCCRCACUGUGAGGCCCCACUGCCACAGUGCCACUCUGAACCCUGCUUUAACAGCGCCACCUGUCAGGACAACCAGGGGAACUACACCUGCACCUGCUGGCCUGGGUUUGAGGGGCGUCACUGCGAGGUAGACGUCAGCGAGUGCAGCAGCAGUCCCUGCAUGCACGGCGGCAGCUGCAUCGAGAGGUCAUGGCAGGCCCUGUACGGCAGCGAACCUCUGCUGCCUGAGCACUAUGACCAGAGACAGGCUGCAGGAUUCAUCUGCAUCUGUCCUUCAGGAACAACAGGGUCCCACUGUCAGGACGUGAUAAACCCGUGCGAGUCCAGUCCGUGUCAGAACGGGGGCAGGUGUGAGAGCCAUGUUGGGGGCUACACGUGUCGCUGCCUCACACAGAGUCCUGAUGGCGUCCUUUACGGAGGAGGAAACUGUGAUGUAAGGUUGGUGGGAUGUGAGGGACAUGAAUGCCAAAACCAAGGCUCCUGUUCGCCCUUCCUGCUGGAUAAGACUCACGGAUACACCUGUUCCUGCACACCUGGAUUCACCGGACCCCUCUGUAACACCCCCACUUCGUUCUCCUUUGAGCGCAGGGGGUACUUGUUGUUGCACAACCCCCUGCUGAACGCUGAGCUGACCUGCAACAUCACCCUGAGCUUCAAGACCRUUUUACCCCGAGCGCUGUUGUUCCAAAGGAACAUCAGGGGGUACCUGCUGGGUCUGGAGCUGGAGGGGGGUCAGCUGUGUCUCUCUCUGAAAGGGCAGGACUCUGCUGGGGCUGACAGUCGAGUUCUGGAUCUCCCGCUGAACGUCACAGAUGGAGAGUGGUAUUCUGUGGAGGUCGUGCUCACCAACCGGGCCGUCAGCCUCAAACUUAUGGACGAUGCUGGGAUCUGUGCGGGCCAGUCGUGCCACAUAACGGUCACGCUCCAAAGACCCCUGGAGGGGCUCGAGACCGCUCCUCAAAACACUUUUAUCGGGGGGACACUCGAGAGCUCAAACGGUCCCAGUAAGUCUGCAUCUCCUGCGUUCAUUGGCUGCAUGCGGGACGUGUUUGUGGACUGGCAGCUCGUUGUUCCUGAGGAAUGGCUGAGUGACUCGGCGGUUAACGUGGCCCCCGGCUGCAGCCACCGGGACCGCUGCCUGGAUGAGCCGUGCCAAAACGGGGGCCGCUGUGUAAACCUGUGGCAGAGCUACGAGUGCUGGUGUCCAAGGCCCUACGAGGGCCACGACUGUGAGGAAGAGGAAUCCAUGUCUGAAUGGGGGGAUUUGCUUCUCCCAAUGGGACGACUUCUCGUGCACCUGCCCCGUCUACACAUCAGGGCGGCGCUGCGAGGAGGUGACAUGGUGCGAGCUGAGCCCCUGCCCUGCAGAUGCAGAGUGCAUGACGCUGCAGCACGGCUACGAAUGUUACUCCAACGCGACCUUCCUGACCAACAGCACGGUUUUGACCUUCAGAGGCAACGGCCACAUCCUGCGCAACAUAACCAGCGUGUCGCUGACCCUGCGCACACGCAAACGUAACGCAGCCGUCCUWCACGCAGAGAAGGAUUCCUUCUUCAUCACCAUCUUUGUCCAGGAUGGCAACCUCUCCGUGGAGCUUCAGAGCGCUUCUGCAGACGAYGGCGACGAGGAGGAGGGAGGGCCGCGGGUCUUGAGUCUGAGCAGCAGGAGGAGUGUCAGCGACGGGGAGUGGCACACCCUUCAGCUGUUCAUGACGGAUCCCUGGGCUCCGGCCUCUCGUUGGACUCUGGUGCUGGAUGAGGAAAUAGAAGAGGCCAGCAUCUCUAAGAACCUGGAGGGCAACUUGAACUUCCUCAGACAAGACGUGGACGUCUACCUGGGGGGCCUGUCCCUGGAUGCGGGCUGGUCCCUGGCAGGGUGUCUGGGCACGGUGGAGCUGGGCGGCAUCGCCCUGCCGUACUUCAGCUCCUCAGACGUGAACCUCCCACGUCUGCAGGAGGAGCAGUUCGUCCAGUCGUCAAUGAACCCCCCGCUUGUCGGCUGCAGAGGGGCGUCCGUGUGCGAGCCCAGCCCGUGUCUGAACGACGGGAGGUGCCAGGACCUCUUCAACACCUACAACUGCAGCUGCUCCAAGGAGUGGGCCGGGAGGCGCUGUGACGUCUUCAUAGACGCCUGUGAUCCGAGUCCCUGCGURCACGGCAACUGCUCCGUCACUUCACUCAGCUACGAGUGCACCUGUGAGCUGGGGUACACAGGUGUGGACUGUGAGGAAGAGCUGGACAUGUGUGAACAGCACAUGUGUGCCAAUGGAGGCACCUGUCUGCAUGGGCCGGAGAGAUACGCCUGCCUAUGCCCCGAGAACUACACCGGACCUUUCUGCAGUGAACGUGUGGAAGAACUUCCUUGGUACAUCGUUGUCAGAAAUGUACGGCCCAAGCUGCCUGUUUCUGUGUGCGGUGAUGACAAAAGGAACUACACCUGCUUUAACGGAGGGAACUGCACGGACCGGGAGCUGUCCUGUGACUGUCCGUCAGGCUUCGUCGGGCACAGGUGCGAACAGGAAGUGGACGAGUGCAAGUCCAACCCGUGUCUAAACGGAGGGUACUGCCGCAACCUGGUCAACAAAUUCGUCUGCGUGUGCGACAUGAGCUUCGCUGGAGACGUGUGCCAAACAGAUCUGACCUCUGAAGAUGUGACCUCUGACCUCUUGCUGCCUGUAACCCUGGCGUCUGUCGUCCUGCUGCUGGUCCUCGUCCUGACCUCCGUCGGUUUGGUGGCGGCGCUGAAUCGCCGCGCCACACACGGCACCUACAGCCCCAGCCGGCAGGAGAAGGAGGGCUCCCGGGUGGAGAUGUGGAGCAUCACCCAGCCGCCGCCGGUGGAGAGACUCAUCUGACCGUUCUGAUCCGUCUGUCUGCAAACACUCACAGGAAAACUGGAAGAGUUUCUCAGCUUCACACGUCUGUUUGCUGAAAGGAAAAGAAAUGAGAACAGACUUUAAUUUGAAGAAAAACUCGUUAUUCUGUAUUGUUUGUGAUCAAAUCUUGGCUCACCUUUCAGUUCAUCUGAAUAUUUUAACUUGUUCAAAAAGAAAAGGUCAGACAUUUUAUUUUAGCUGCAACUUUUUUACUUUUUAGCUCAUUUAUGUUAGAGUGAGAUUUUGUUGUAGGACAAUAAAUAGAAAUGAAAAAGCUCAGAUUCAGUUUAUUAACAGGAUUCAUUAACUCUCACAUCAUUACAUACUUCUUUAUCUUUUACUGGGAUUACUUCAACAUCAUCUAAAUUUAUAAAAAACAAUAAAACUCCACCUGUGUGGAUUUAUUUAUUUUGGGGGGAAAUGCAGAUUUAACUUUUAAGUAUAGCUCUUUACUGAACAAACAAUUCUUUAACAGGCAGGUUUUAAGAUUCUAAUAUUUUUAAGGCAGAUUUGCAUUUUAAUUUACUCAAUAACUGCUGUGACUGAAUGUUUUUUUGUGUACAGUGCCACAAUUAUUCUGUCAAUUUUUUUUACCUUGAUUUGAACUGAACUGUGCUGCAUAAACUGAUUUAAUUGUAAUAAAUCUGAGUGUGAAGUUGUUUUUUUAUUAGAAAA